Molecule: messenger RNA, 1122 nt
Organism: Aspergillus oryzae RIB40
Lineage: Eukaryota; Fungi; Ascomycota; Eurotiomycetes; Eurotiales; Aspergillaceae
Exons: 6
Coding region: 1-1122 (373 amino acids)
Molecular function (GO): dioxygenase activity
Source: RefSeq, a predicted model, not a curated record
AUGCCUGCCAAGCUCAUUGAUAGAUAUGAUCACGUUCCAGUGACGAAGGAGAACCUUGACUGGGCUGAGCUCGUCACCCUUGACCUCAGCCAAUAUGACCAACCUGGAGGAAAAGAAGACCUUGUGAAGCAAUUGGAUCACGCUGUGCGGCACGUGGGUUUCUUCUAUGUCAAAAACUUCAACAUCAGCCAAGAUGAAAUCGAUCGCCAAUUUGCCCUCGGUCGCGAGUUCUAUGCACUUCCUCUAGAAGAAAAGCUCAAGUACCACAGCGCCUCUGACCUCGAAAAGGGGGAAUAUAACGGAUAUAGACCUGCGGGACACCGGGCUCUUGGAAACGGAGUCAAAGACAAUGUACAGGUUUACAAUAUUCCAAAGUUCGACGGCUAUCACCAACGCCAGCAGCCGCCAAUUCUCGGGGAUCAUCUGGAAGAGAUUGAGGCAUUUAGUCGGAAAUGCCACACAGAAGUAGUAGAGAAGCUUCUCCGUCUGUUCGCCAUCCUCCUUGAACUUCCCGACGAGGACCAACUUGUCAAGGACCAUCAAUACGAUGUGAAAGGCGAGGACCAUCUUCGGUACAUGCACUACGCAGCCCGCGGGGCCGAAGAGAACAAGAUAGUGGGCGGUAUGUACGUACCUGGACAUACGGAUCUGGGGACAGUCACUCUACUCUUUCGCCAACCAGUUGCGGCAUUGCAAAUCCUCAAUUCCCAGGGUCAGUGGAAAUGGGUGCGUCCACAAGAUGGAACCAUCACGGUCAAUACCUGUGAUGCCUUGACUGCUCUUACGGGUGGUCUAAUCAAGUCAAGCAUUCAUCGUGUACAUGUGCCACCAGCUGACCAGGCUCAUGUGGAUCGAUUAGGAGUAUUGUACUUUGCACGGCCGAAUAACCAUGUUGUGCUGGACCCGAUUCAAAACAGCCCCCUGCUCAACCGACUUGGGCUUACGCAGAAUGUCUUCACGGAACUGGGUCAGCAUUUGACCACUGAGCAAUGGGUCAAGGUCAGACAGACUCAGCAGCAAAGACGCACACGGGAUGCGAAGAUUUCAGAGGAUGGGAAGUACACUUAUCAGCCGAAGGAUCUUGAGAUAAUCCCUGGUCUGCACGCCAAGGUAUACAAUUAG